This is a messenger RNA of Diaporthe citri, 1200 nucleotides long. RefSeq lists its product as uncharacterized. The coding region runs from base 1 to 1200 and encodes 399 amino acids. The transcript has 3 exons. NCBI's taxonomy places the organism in Eukaryota, Fungi, Ascomycota, Sordariomycetes, Diaporthales, Diaporthaceae. The record is from RefSeq and is a predicted model, not a curated record.
AUGGCUUCACAUCGUCGGCUGCUCCAGCCUCUUGGCCGCUGGCCCCUUGUAGCAACGACCUUCCUGGUCGGUCUCUUUCUGUAUUUACAGAGUCACAGACUGGCUCAGACUGCGCGAGUACCACUUGAGAAGAUAUCCCCCUCGGUAGCUGAUACCGUGAGGCCCGGUGCCAAGGGCAUACUGUCUGAGACCACUAUUGCUGCAUACAUGCGGGCGAUUGUGGAUUCUAACAGCGAGCACCUGCCCAAAGUCGACUGCCAUAACCCGGACUUGUCUCGUUACAAGGACCUGAAGCCCUCCUUCUUUACCUCCCGAUCUCAGACCCCUUACUUUUUUGUUUUGAACCUCCGGGAGAGCCUGCAUAUCCUGCCCACCCUCCUCAGCAGCGUGGUAGCAGCAAUCAACUUCUUGGGCCCCGAACAUUGUGCCUUAUCCAUCGUAGAAGGCAACUCCCCAGAUGGCACCGCCGACGUCCUGGCCGCCCUCGAGGCCCACCUGAAAUCCCUCAAGGUCCGGACCCAUUUCGUGCUCUCGGUCGACGACAUCGACCCCAGCACCGACGCCCGCUUCGCCAGACUCGCCACGUUGCGCAACAUGGCCUUGCGACCCCUUGUCGACGAACCAGAGCGCUACCGUGACGCUACGGUCCUUUUCAUCAACGACGUCGCCGCCUGCCCGGACGACCUGCUCGAGCUCGUCUACCAGCGCAAAGUCUUGUCCGCCGACAUGACCUGUGCUAUGGACUGGAUCUUCGGGGCCGGCGAUGAGACCUUGUUUUACGACUCGUAUAUUGCGCGCGGCAUCAACGGCGAUUUGUUUUUUGAGAUCCCACCCGGCACCGGCAGUUUCGCCAAGGCCACGAACCUGUUCUGGAACGAUCCUCAAUCCAAGGCGCGCUUCGAGGCCAAACGGCCGCUACAGGUGUUUGCUUGCUGGAACGGCGCGGUCGCCUUUCCUGCUUGGCCGAUUGCAACCCGGGAGGUGGAGUUUCGGGCGGCGCGGGCAGAAUUGGGCGAGUGCCAUAAUGGGGAGCCGGAGAUCUUUUGCAAGGACUUGUGGGCGCAUGGCUAUGGGAGGAUUGCCGUGGUGCCGUAUAUCAACCUGGAGUAUUCAACGGAGAAGGGUCAGCGGAUCAAAGAUGAGAGGGGAUAUACCUCCGUCACGGCGGCGUUGAAGCCUCACUCGGCAGAGGAUAUUUGA